GCUGCUCCCAGAGCGCAGUUCCGACCCACAGCCUGGCACCCUUCGGCGAGCGCUGUUUGUUUAGGGCUCGGUGAGUCCAAUCAGGAGCGCAGGCUGCAGUUUUCCGGCAGAGCAGUAAGAGGCGCCUCCUCUCUCCUUUUUAUUCACCAGCAGCGCCGCGCAGACCCCGGACUCGCGCUCUCCCGCCGGCGCCCUCGGCCUCUCUCAGCGCCCGGGAGCACCCUCCGCCGCGGCCGUUCUCCAUGCUCAGCGCUCGCCCGAGGAGCUAAAAUCUAGCUUGGAGCAGCGCCGGACCGUGGAUGGCCUUGACUGACGGCGGCUGGUGUCUGCCGAAGCGCUUUGGGGCAGCUGCUGCGGACGCGGGCGACUCCGGGGCCUUUCCAUCGCGGGAGCUUUCCACGCCGCCUUCCCCCAUCUCUUCCUCGUCCUCGUCCUCCUGCUCCCGGGGCGGGGAUCGUGGCCCCGGCGGCGCCAGCAACUGCAGGACUCCACAACUAGACACGCAGGCGGUGGCGGGACCCCCGGCCCGCUCGUUGCUGCUCAGCCCCUACGCCUCGCAUCCCUUCGGGGCUCCCCACGGACCUUCGGCGCCCGGGGUCACUGGCCCCGGGAGUGCCUUAUCGAGCUGGGAGGACCUGUUGCUCUUCACUGACCUCGACCAGGCCGCGACCGCCAGCAAGUUGCUGUGGUCCAGCCGGGGCGCCAAGCUGAGCCCCUUUGCACCAGAGCAGCCCGAGGAGAUGUACCAGACCCUCGCCGCCCUCUCCAGCCAGGGACCGGCCGCUUAUGACGGCGCGCCCGGGGGCUUCGUACAUUCUGCAGCCGCAGCAGCUGCAGCUGCGGCGGCGGCCAGUUCCCCGGUCUACGUGCCCACCACCCGCGUGGGUUCCAUGCUGCCUGGCUUGCCAUACCUGCAAGGGGCGGGCAGCGGGCCUUCCAACCACGCGGGCGGCGCGGGGGCGCACCCUGGCUGGCCCCAGGCCUCAGCCGACAGUCCCCCGUACGGCAGCGGAGGCGGCGGGGCUGGCGGUGGGGCCGCGGGGCCUGGCAGCGCCGGCUCCACCUCGGCACACGCCUCGGCGCGCUUCCCCUACUCGCCGAGCCCUCCCAUGGCCAACGGCGCAGCGCGGGAGCCUGGGGGCUACACUGCGGCGGGCAGCGGGGGCCCGGGCAGCGUGAGCGGCGGCGGCGGGGGCAGCCUGGCGGCCAUGGGCGGCCGGGAGCACCAGUACAGCUCGCUGUCGGCGGCGCGGCCACUGAACGGGACGUACCACCAUCACCACCACCACCACCCGAGUCCUUACUCGCCUUACAUGGGCGCGCCACUGACGCCUGCCUGGCCGGCUGGACCCUUCGAGACUCCGGUGCUGCACAGCCUACAGAGCCGCGCCGGAGCUCCGCUCCCGGUGCCUCGGGGCCCCAGCGCAGACCUGCUGGAGGACCUGCCCGAAAGCCGCGAGUGCGUGAACUGCGGCUCCAUCCAGACGCCGCUGUGGCGGCGGGACGGCACCGGCCACUAUCUGUGCAACGCCUGCGGCCUCUACAGCAAGAUGAACGGCCUCAGCCGGCCCCUCAUCAAGCCACAGAAGCGCGUGCCUUCGUCACGGCGGCUUGGACUGUCCUGUGCCAACUGUCACACCACAACCACCACCUUAUGGCGCAGAAACGCUGAGGGUGAACCUGUGUGUAACGCUUGUGGACUCUACAUGAAACUCCAUGGGGUGCCUCGACCACUUGCUAUGAAAAAAGAGGGAAUUCAAACCAGGAAACGAAAACCUAAAAACAUAAAUAAGUCAAAGACUUGCUCUGGUAAUAGCAAUAAUUCUGUUCCUAUGACUCCGACUUCAACCUCUUCUAACUCAGACGAUUGCAGCAAAAAUACUUCCCCUCCAACACAACCAACAGCCUCAGGGCCCAGGCAGCCUCCAUGGGACCCUGGAAGCCAGCGGUGGUUGGUGUAGGCUGCAGGCAGGGGGCAGGUCCUGAAGAUGAAGCUGGGCUGCAGAAAUUCGUGGCAGUAUUUCCCAGGGCAGGGGUGGGUUGCCCUCCCACCCGCCCAUGCCCCUGGUCUCCUCUCUUCAUUCAGAGGGCACAGGGCUGGCACCUGGGCUUGCAGGUUCUCCUCUGAUGGCCACCUCAUCGUGAAUGUCUCCAGGUCACUACCUGACUUGACUGGGCAUCUAUUUGGCAGAUGCCCAUCUGCUGGCUUCAUUUGGAAACUGUCCUCCUCUAUGAAUAAUUAUGGUGGGUGGAGUGGUUUUGCCAGAAUGCCUGAGUGUGCCUGUUGGUGGCCCCCUUAGCACUUUCCAGUGCCUUCUCCUCAUGGGCUGGGCCUUUGUGGUGUGGCCGGCAUGGCAGCUCAGUAGCUGUGAAGGAAGAAUGUGUUGGAAGAGUCACCUGUGAGCUGUUGACAGCAACAUUUUUUUUUAAGGACCAUGAUGACAAAGGUGUGUCACAGUCACAGUCUCUGAUGUUGAAGGGCAGCUGGGUUUGACUGGUCACCUAUAAAAUUUUGUAACGAGCUAUAGGUAAGGAAAAUCACAGAUCCCUACAGCAAGGUCGCAUGUGGUGUUUAGAAAGUGAGCGUAUUACAUAGCGCCUUCAUUGGCUCAAGGGUUAAGCCUCCAAGAUAAUGGAUCCUUCCCACCGACUUCCUGUGCUCUGUGUGCCUGACGUGGUAGAAAUAGUAGCGCGGAUGCCUCAGUUUUAUGGGUCUACGGAGCUGCAAACAAAGACAAUCUCAGGCACACUGUCCAUAGAAGAGGGGGAUCAGGGGCCACGCAUCUCUGCACUGAAGAAAGUACAUGGCAACAGGAUGGCCUUUCCUAAAUGACUGAGUUACCGUAAGGAAGUUGAAGGAAGGAUUCCAGAGGCCCACAUCAAACCCUGUGUUCAUGUAAACCCCCACUUUGAGAAACCAGUUGCAGGAGAUCCCUAGUUGGCCUUCCCAGUAGGCUUCUUGCCUGUGGUCCACUUAACGUGUGGGCACAGGUACCUGGGUUCCAUUGGCCCAGGUGAAAGGGGCCCCAGAAGCUGAGUGUCCUGGAGGGAAGCUGUUCUGAUCGUCUGCUGCAGUGUGCCGCGGGCCGUGGGAGGAGCAGGGCAGGAGGUGUAGGCAGGAUUCCUGGCACAUGACGUUCUUUCAGGAAAACAUUGAAGUGCCAAAUCAUUUUUGCUUGUCUUUGACUCUAUUUCUUCCACUGAUUUUCGUGUCUUGGCUUUAUGUACUUGUUGCCGAUUCGUGCUUCAGUAAGCCCUCUGCUUGGGAGAAAAGGAGACAUUCCUUCAGAUGAGUCACCUGAUCGGUGACCUGGUCACAUUGACUCAGUUUCUCUUUGUUGUAGGCUGUGCAUGUGUGGCGUGUAUGGGUUGGAGGUAGAGAGAGAGAGAGAGCAGCUUAUUUUCUGUUUGAGAUCAGGAAGACUCACUGCUAUGUAGCUUGGCAUUAAAAUAUUGCCGUUUUUGUUCCUUAAAUGUGUUAAACUUAAUUUUUUGAUAAAUGGUUGGUGGGAUGAUUUUUGUGAAAAAAAAUCUUCAGGCUAAAAAUUUUCUUAUUCAUCUGGGUUUACUGAAAACCAUUUAAUUGAUAUAUAUAGACAUCAGCUUUUCUGUGGCAUUGGUUCACUACG
This is a messenger RNA of Sciurus carolinensis (gray squirrel), 3629 nucleotides long. It is a transcript of the gene Gata6, whose product is annotated as GATA binding protein 6. The record is from RefSeq and is a predicted model, not a curated record. The transcript is spliced from 7 exons. Gene Ontology annotation, biological process: positive regulation of transcription by RNA polymerase II; epithelial cell differentiation; cell fate commitment. Gene Ontology annotation, molecular function: RNA polymerase II cis-regulatory region sequence-specific DNA binding; zinc ion binding; DNA-binding transcription factor activity, RNA polymerase II-specific. Bases 300 to 1961 code for a protein of 553 amino acids. Lineage: Eukaryota; Metazoa; Chordata; Mammalia; Rodentia; Sciuridae. Gene Ontology annotation, cellular component: nucleus.